UAUUUAUUUUUUAACAUUGGAAUCUUCCCCCGGCGUUUCCCGACCCUCGUCGGAGGAAGGUCCUUGCAGACGCCGGCGUCGUCCUGCGAGGGAGACGUUUUCUUGCUCGUUCCUGUUUCCUUAUCAAUCGGGGAGCGAUGGACGACGAGAUGGAGGAGGUCGUCCCCGAGGCGGAGGUUUUCGACCGCUUCGAGGUCGAUCUCGAUUACGAGUUCGACGCGCCCAAGUUUUUCGACCUCGGCAGGGAGGAGACGCUGGCGGAGGCACGCAAGGUGGAGCUCUGGUUUGAAUCCGCCAGGAGCUACCCUCCAUCUCCUCUGAUAUCAAAGUUAAUUUUUGAGAAAGAUAUACAAAUAACAAAUAUUAGUACCACUUCUAAUCUUGAAGAUCUGGAAAUCAAAAUCCUCCACACGGAUGCUUUUGUGGCUGAGGUGACUAUGGUUUCUGAUUCUGAUAGAGGAUGUACAUACCACAGUUAUGAGGCGCAAAGUGUAUCGGAAGUUGAUCAUAAACCUGCCUGUAAGAAGCCUUUGUCAAAAAGAUCAACUUUGAUGAAGCCCACUGCUAGUCAGUUGGCCAAACAAAAUCGGCCUGGUGAAGCGAAGCCGAUGAGCCAAUUCCGUAAUCAAUUAGAAUGUAGAAAGGAAAAGGGUUCCAUAGAUGUGAAUGAUUAUACUCAUCAAGCAGCUAAAAGGCAGCGACUGGAGACGGGCCAUUGUUACAAGGGAAUUGGUUCAAAGCAUCAACUUGACUUGUUCCACAAGGGCUCAGAAAAGCACCAUUUUCUAGACACCAAAAGUAGUGAGCUUGCUGAUACCAGCAACCGGCUUCCAAGAUUGAAGCUUACAAUACCAAGGGAACCUGAAUUGAAAACUGCGAGAAGGGCUCUUAGUUUAAGAACUCAACAACAAAAGCCGGAUGAUUCUAAAUGCCGUGUAGAAGGGAUGGCACCAUCUUUUUCUACCUUCAAAGCACUCCCUUUGAACAGAAAAAUUCUUGAGGCUCCAUCUCUGCCACUUCCUCAAAAGACUACUCCCAGUUUGCCAAAAUUUAAAGAAUUCAAUUUUAGAACUCAUGACAGGGCUCUAGCACACAACACAUCUGCUUCCUCAAUGAAUUCAGAUAGUCAUAAUCCUAGUGUUACAGGAGGUGCUACCAGUUCAAUACGAAUUCAACCACACGAGAAUGUUGAAGGAAAACACAUCCCCAUAAGAUUCAAAGCUCAAGCCUUAAAUCCAAAGAUUCUUGCAAGUAAAGGAGUUAUUGGUGUAUAUCGAUGUGCUAAACGAGAAUCAACUAAACCCAAGGAAUUCAAUCUUUCAACAGCUAAAAGGUUCCAGCAAUCGCCACUAACGGAGCUAUUCAAUGAGCUAUCUAUGACUUGUGAAGCUCAACAGUCUAAUAUACAUCACAAAGUUCGCCUUCGAAAUGGUCUAGCUGUUGAGGUUUUGAUUGAUUUAACAUUUCUCUUUGAACUCAAUAUAUUUCCUUCCAGUUUUGCAAAUUAAUAUCUCUAAAUUCCUCUUCAAGUUAUUUUUAUCAAGUUAUUCACUAGUUUCUGUACUGUUUUUGGCAAGGACUCGAAAGAAAACCUGAUCCAAAUUGGACAACAAUAAAAAUGGCAUUGAUCACUAACAUGCAUAUAAGCCAUGAGAAUUUGGAGCUUUGUGCAAGCAAGUUUUUAUCACGAAAUAAUCGACAAUAGUACGGAGUUGGCUUUCAUGUUCAUAGGGAAUUACUUUCACUUGUACAGGUUCUAGUUGACUUAUUUUAUCUCAGAAGUUGACUAAAGUUUAGUAGUUGUCAACGCAAAUACCUCACAUUGUUGUGCUGCCGCAGUUUUGGCUAGGCAGCCUCAAUCAGCUUUUUGUUCACUCAUGGCUUAACAUGAAAGACUGUUCAAACUUCAUGACUCCAAAUAUCUAUCUAAUAUCUAUCUAGCUUAGCACAAAGUUUGUCAAUUAGGAUUUGGUGUUCACAUGACAAAGAUAACAGUAGAUCAGAAUUGUACAGCCAUAUAAAGAUUUAGUGUUAUUAUUAUUAUUAUUUGUC
This is a messenger RNA of Zingiber officinale, 2052 nucleotides long. RefSeq names its product protein TPX2-like. Gene Ontology annotation, molecular function: protein kinase activator activity; microtubule binding. The transcript has 16 exons. The coding region runs from base 138 to 1508 and encodes 456 amino acids. The record is from RefSeq and is a predicted model, not a curated record. Gene Ontology annotation, biological process: activation of protein kinase activity; mitotic spindle assembly; regulation of mitotic spindle organization. Gene Ontology annotation, cellular component: mitotic spindle; nuclear microtubule. NCBI's taxonomy places the organism in Eukaryota, Viridiplantae, Streptophyta, Magnoliopsida, Zingiberales, Zingiberaceae.